GGUGUGUACUCGUUCAAUCAAUUACUGUACGUUAUUUGUAACAAUAGUAGCAGUGACUGAUGCACGUUGAACUGUAAUGUGGCCAUUCCUGGCAUCAUCCCAAAUUCGUAUUCUGGUAAGAUUUCGUACAUGUUGCGCUCGUAUCCGCCUGUGGGUCAUGGAAAAGUGCGAUCAGAGUCUGCGCAACUCAGCGUUCUUCUCGUCGUCUGUGCGAAGUUUAUGAAGCUACACUGCAAGAGGAGAAAAAACAUUCGUCAUUCUAUUGGCUGGCAGUGCCAGGGGUGGUGCCCUCUCAGGUAUAGGUGGCUAUCUCUUGGGCGUGUAAACAGGACAGGCCAAGGGCCGUUAGGGGUGCAACAUGAAUUUCAAAUUCACCUAUAGCGAAAUAGAGGAACUUGGUGGCAACUUGCCCAUGAAGAAAAGGAAGUCACGCUUCACCUUCGAUGAAGUCCACCUGCUGCUGACUGAAGUCAAAAGAAACAGGCACAUCCUCGUAAGCAAGUUCAAUCAAGGCGCCUCGUCAGACCUGAGGAAGCGAACAUGGGCGGACAUUGCGAUUCGCAUCAACAAAAUCAGCGAGUGCCAACGGGAGGUCAUGGAGAUCGUCAAGAAGUGGGCGGACCUAAAGUGCGACGCCAAGCGCAGGAUGGUGGCAAUGCGAGGGCCUAAUGGUGUCCGUAUCUCCCAGAACCUGUCGCCAGUGGAGAAAAUGGUGCACGUGAUACUAACCAUGUCCCCUCCGAACAAGGCCACCAUGGGCAGUAUGAAUAAUGAACCUGAGGAGAAUGACUUUGGUGACAUGUCGGAGAUGUCAACUCGCUUCUCUGGCACCUCUAAUGGUAUGGCUGGCCUUCAUCAUAUGGGUAUGCCUGGCACCAGCCCCCACGCCAUGGGCUCGUCUUUCUCAACUCCAGAUAAAGAUUAUGGCAUGUUCUCUCGGAUGCCAUUUGGCCGGGAUCCUUCUCAGUCAUCUCAUGAUUUUUCAUUCAUGACACCAGUCGAUGAAGACAACAGUCUGGGAUUCGAGGACCUAGAAGAGGUGCCGCGGCACAUGGGCUCCUUCCACCCUCCUGCUGAGCCUCGUCGCACCUACUCCAGAUUCGCUGCCUCUUCCACCGCUAUGUAUUCUUCCAUGGCUACCUCCUCGUCCUCCCUCCCAGCUCCCUCUUCCUGUCUCCCUGCUCCUCCCUCCUCUUCCACCUCUCCAGGGUCAGUCAUGGGGCAGGGGGCAAUCCGGAAGCAGCUAGCCCACAGUGCCUCCCUCAGUCUCAAGGAGCAGCAGGCCACUACUGCCCUGCUAGGGGCCGUGUCAGGGUCUCUGGGGGCCCUGGCCCAGUCCGUGCAGCAGCUGGUGGAGUCGCAGCAGGAGUUUGUACGCGACUCCCUGCAGAUGCAGCGAGAGACUGUGAGCGUCCUGCGAGACUUCUCCACCAGUGCCCUGGCUCUCCUGCGGGACAAGGUCAAUUGCCACCCACCGCCUUAACUCCCAGUUCACCUACAGAACCCAACACAACACACACACACAGACCCUACCUGUGAAGUGCUUGCCCGUGUACUGGGAUCAUGUCAUUAAUACUGUUUGCUGAUUCACCUUGAGAAUGAGUAUGCUGCCACUAGUAUAGAGAGUACUGAAUAGCAGGAAGCCAAAAUAAAAUUAUGAAUAUCUUUAUAUACUGGAGAGGAGCCUUCUAACUAGUGACUGGUUUGUGUUACUUUUGAUGACAAAGAGCAAUGCAUCCACGUGUCAUGGUUCCAGAAUUAUGGUAAAUCACAUUCUUUUUUUCUUUUCUUUUUACUGAAUGAAGCAAGAGUGGACAUUGCAAGGAUGUUUGUCAGAGAAAAACUUGUGCAAUACUCUAAAAAUGCUUUUCGAGUGUAAGCGAACUGUUGAUCUGCUCCUGUUUUGUUUUACAUGGCUUCAUAGCACAUACUGUACAUGUGGAAAGUAUGAAUGAGUUUUCAUCUGCCAACCUCUGUCAUAUUACUAUCCAAAGGUUAGGUGGUUUGGUUUUUAAACUGGCAAUAAAUCCCACUACAACUACGAGACGACUAAAUAGAAACUGGCAAUAUUUGUAGCAUUUGCACUUCAAUUUAAUGUAUUUUCAUUUUGUAUUGAGUUUAAAUUAUAUUGAGUGUUCAACUUUUUAGGAAAGUUUUGGGAAUUUUGUUGUUAUAUUUUGUCAAUGCUGAAGAAAUGUUUUUAUGAAAAAGUAACCUUUUCACUGAACUUCAAUUAACUUUUAGUUUUUCCAGACUGAAUGAUUUUUAAAACAUACUAUAGACUACUGUACUGUAAUGUGUGACUCCUUCAACCAAAUCUUGAGAAUAAAACAACCUGUUUUGAACUUA
Messenger RNA from Coregonus clupeaformis (lake whitefish), 2349 nucleotides. RefSeq lists its product as uncharacterized. Lineage: Eukaryota; Metazoa; Chordata; Actinopteri; Salmoniformes; Salmonidae. The record is from RefSeq and is a predicted model, not a curated record. Gene Ontology annotation, cellular component: nucleus. Bases 359 to 1483 code for a protein of 374 amino acids. The transcript is spliced from 5 exons.